ACUUUUUUUUUUUUUUUUUGAAAGUUGAUUGAUCCCCUCACUAAUCAAAUCAUAAGCCAAAAAUCAUGUCACUAUCACCAUUUGAAAAAGCUGCUAGUGGAGCAUUGGCAUCAGCAAUUGCCAAUACGUUGGUGUAUCCUCUAGAUUUGAGUAAAACAUUGAUUCAGACCCAGGUUAAAAAAAGUAAUAAGGAAUCAUCAAGUCCGAUAGUCUCAUCAGAAUCAGACGAGAGUGUUUAUCUUCAAAAACGUAAGGAUGGAGAGCUAAAAUAUAAGAACACUAUUGAUGCAUUGAAGAAGAUCUAUGCUAAAAAGGGUGUAUUGGGGUGGUAUCAUGGACUUUUUUCAUCGAUUCUUGGUUCUGCUGCUCAAAAUUUUUCUUAUUUUUAUUGGUAUACGAUUGUUAAACGAGUUUAUGCUAAUUUAUAUAAACAUAUUCCAAAUCAUAAGCCGACUACGAUUACCGAAUUAUUCUUGGGUGCAUUGGCUGCUGCAAUUUCUCAAUUAUUUACUAUGCCAAUUGGGGUUAUUACUACCCAACAACAAACUGAUAAAACUCAUAAAAGUUUAUAUCAAUUAACUAGAGAAGUUUUAGACCAAGACGGAGUUUGUGGUUUAUGGAGAGGUUUAAGAGUGAGUUUGGUUUUAUGUAUUAAUCCCUCAAUUACUUAUGGUUCUUAUGAACGCUUGAAACAAAUUUUAUUUGGUUCUAAAGAAUAUUUGGGUCCUUUGGAAAGUUUUUCAAUUGGGGUUUUGGCUAAAUCUUUAGCUACCGUUGCAACCCAACCUUUAAUUGUUUCUAAAGCAAUGUUACAAAAAAAACAACCUAAUAAAGACCAAUCAAAAAAACAUGAUGAUGAUGAUGAUGAUGAUUUUGAUGAAGAUGAUGUUAAAUUUCAACAUUUCACCCAUGCUUUAUCUCAUUUAUGGGAAACUGAAAAAUUUAAAGGGUUAUAUAAAGGUAUUGCUCCUCAAUUGUUAAAAGGUGUUUUCGUUCAAGGUUUGUUAUUCAUGUUUAAAGAUCAAAUUGAUUUAUUGUUUUUAUUCUUAUUAAAGUUAUUAAAGAACAGAAAGUCUUUAAAACGUUAA
This is a messenger RNA of Hyphopichia burtonii NRRL Y-1933, 1088 nucleotides long. RefSeq names its product Ant1p (gene ANT1). The transcript has a single exon. The coding region runs from base 66 to 1088 and encodes 340 amino acids. The record is from RefSeq and is a predicted model, not a curated record. Lineage: Eukaryota; Fungi; Ascomycota; Pichiomycetes; Serinales; Debaryomycetaceae.